AUGGACAUAGACAUUUUACUUGAAGCGUCGAAGAACACCUCGACGCCAAAGCUUCCCAGGUGCAUCUUCAGAGUUCCUGAAGUUCUCCGCAGACAUAACGUACUGGCAUACGCACCUGACAUUAUCUCAAUCGGGCCCUAUCAUCCACGAGACAAUGUACAAUUUCAAGCUAUGGAAAAUCUGAAAUACGAGUAUUUGCGCGACCUUCUCUUACACAUGGAUAGGUCACACGACAGGGAUAUGGAGUUAGAAGCAUCGAUCAAUAAACUCGUCAAUUACAUUUUAGAUCACAAGAAACUACAAGCCAUGUCUGAGUUUGAGAAAAAAGCUCGUGAUUUUUAUGCACAUCCAUUUGAUCCUCCGAUGAAAAUGGAGUUUCUCCACAUGAUGAUACUUGAUGGUUGCUUCCUAGUACAAAUAUUUAGGAAGUUUGUGUAUAAGGAACAGAGGGACAUUAAUGACCCUUUAUUCAACAUGGAUUGCAUGUUCCAGUACAUAUGCCAUGACCUCUUGCUCUUAGAAAAUCAGAUUCCUUGGUUUGUCCUCCAGGACGUAUAUGAGCUCACCGUCAAGUAUUACCAGAACCCUGAGCCCUGCCUCUCGGUGCUCAUCCUCACCGCGCUCAGCUCACAACCACAACUGUCCCAUAACUGCCGGUGGUAUCUGGAUCAUCUGGAUCAUCUAAGAGAAAAUAAUUACAAAGAGGAUGAAAGUGUGGUCCACAUUCUCGAUCUCAUAAGAACUUCCAUAGUUUUCUCCUUCACUGAACGCUACGAGAAACCUUUCCACGAUGCAAAGGUACAACUGAUAGCUUCAGCAACUGCUCUUUCUGAGGCCGGCAUUAGAUUCAAAAUGAGCUCCGAUAAAUGUAAAAGCAUAAUGAACAUAGAAUGCGAGAAUGGGGUUAUUAUGAUUCCGCAUCUAGAAAUUGGAGAGUUAACUGAAUCGAUAUUCAGGAACCUGAUCGCCUUGGAGCAAUGCUGUUAUGGUCGUUCGCACAAAAUCACAUCUUAUGCCGUUCUGAUGGAUAACCUCCUCGGUUCUAGCAACGAUAUAAAAUUUCUCUGCGACAAGGGAAUUAUACGUAACUGGCUGAGCGCUGAAAAUGGUUCUGAGUUCUUCAGCAAGCUUUACUGCGACACGGUGCUUACUUAUUUCUACUAUGAUGGACUCUGUACUCGAGUGAAGGAUUACCAAACAGCAUCGAGGAAGUGGCGAAAAACAUUGAAGCGUAACUAUUGUUCAGAUCCAUGGAAAGCCACCUCCUGGAUUGUAGCAACUAUCCUUCUGAUUCUCACCGCAUUGCAGACUGCAUACGCCAUUACGCAAUACUAUUCUCCUCCAGCAUGA
This is a messenger RNA of Malus domestica (apple), 1350 nucleotides long. The record is from RefSeq and is a predicted model, not a curated record. NCBI's taxonomy places the organism in Eukaryota, Viridiplantae, Streptophyta, Magnoliopsida, Rosales, Rosaceae.